Cylas formicarius (sweet potato weevil) is the source of this 700-nucleotide messenger RNA. It is a transcript of the gene mRpL51, whose product is annotated as large ribosomal subunit protein mL51. Gene Ontology annotation, biological process: translation. Gene Ontology annotation, molecular function: structural constituent of ribosome. The transcript is spliced from 2 exons. NCBI's taxonomy places the organism in Eukaryota, Metazoa, Arthropoda, Insecta, Coleoptera, Brentidae. Bases 63 to 557 code for a protein of 164 amino acids. The record is from RefSeq and is a predicted model, not a curated record. Gene Ontology annotation, cellular component: mitochondrial large ribosomal subunit.
GUAAAGAAGAAGAGUACGGAAACAACCGUUUUCAAUUUUUUUCAUAGAAUUUUUUUCCUAUUAUGUCGACUUUAAAUUUGGCUCGAUCAUGUUUUUGUCUUGCCGAAUCCUGGAUUCCUCAAAUAACUUCAAAACGAUUUCGUUAUCACUCGGAAAAAAUAGCAAAGGGCCCUUUAAUUCAGCGCUAUGGAUAUGAAGAUCCAAUAUUCCAGAAGGGUCUUUUGCCCAGAGUUAAAGAUGCCAAACCGCUUCCUAUGCCAAAAUAUGCACCUAAACACGCAUGGACAGAAAAAAGAGCACUUUUUGGCCAGAACGAUUACAUCGAUAUAUUGGGUAACGAAAAUUUGCACCCAACUAGAGUUUUGUACAAUAUACCAGCUUGGUUGCGUGGAGUUGGAGGGAAUGAAUACCAGGUCAUGUUAAGAAAAAGAAGAAUGCUUGGGCAGACUGCAUACCCAAUUGCUCGCCCCACCAAAUGGCAUCAGCUGGAGAAAAGGAUACAUUAUCUAUAUUGGUACAUGAACAGAAAAACACGAACAGGGUUUUCUUAUCAAUAAACAAGCUUUGUGGUUCAAUCUUGUAGUUGCAGUAAUAUUGUGGUAAAUAAAUGAAUGCGACAGUUAAAAUCAAGCACACAGUAAAAACAGUAGUUUUAUUAGAAAUCCGAUGUAAAUAAUUUAUUUUUUAUACAAUAAAUAUA